This is a messenger RNA of Ilex paraguariensis (yerba mate), 274 nucleotides long. The record is from the annotation of a GenBank genome assembly. NCBI's taxonomy places the organism in Eukaryota, Viridiplantae, Streptophyta, Magnoliopsida, Aquifoliales, Aquifoliaceae.
AGAAUACCGCAAAGGCAACUGGACCAUAGAAGAGACGCUAGUCCUCAUCACCGCCAAAAAACUCGACGACGAACGCCGAACCAAACCCAGCUCCGCCACAUACGACCCUACUCCGUCCUGUGGCCGACCCUCCGGCGAGCUCCGGUGGAAGUGGAUUGAGAACUAUUGCUGGNAAACUCGACGACGAACGCCGAACCAAACCCAGCUCCGCCACAUACGACCCUACUCCGUCCUGUGGCCGACCCUCCGGCGAGCUCCGGUGGAAGUGGAUUGA